Nothobranchius furzeri (turquoise killifish) is the source of this 3992-nucleotide messenger RNA. RefSeq names its product T-box transcription factor TBX5. Gene Ontology annotation, cellular component: nucleus. The record is from RefSeq and is a predicted model, not a curated record. Gene Ontology annotation, biological process: positive regulation of DNA-templated transcription; cardiac left ventricle formation; regulation of transcription by RNA polymerase II. Gene Ontology annotation, molecular function: RNA polymerase II cis-regulatory region sequence-specific DNA binding; DNA-binding transcription factor activity, RNA polymerase II-specific. NCBI's taxonomy places the organism in Eukaryota, Metazoa, Chordata, Actinopteri, Cyprinodontiformes, Nothobranchiidae.
AUAUUAAAAAAGCUAACCGAAAGUGUGCGUGGCGUCAUUACGUCGGUGGAGAUGUGUGAGAGAGGGAUCUGACAUGACCUCCGUGACCGUUUCAACUUUCAACUCUGCAUGCCUCCGGUUAUCAGGAUCUGCAGUAAUCCAGUCAAACCGAUGCGCGCUCACGUCAAACCGAUGCCACCGCCGCUUUCUGUCCUCUUAAUCUAUAAUCUGUAAUCUAUAAACAAAUACCUUGAACCUCUGCAAAGGGGUGGAGGGGAGAUUUGGUAAACGCUCGUGCACAUCAUGUUGUGUGAUUUAAUAGAUCACUAAAGCGUCAUAAUUAUCAGCGUUUGUGAAAUCAGGCUUAAUUCUCUCUAUGUUGCAGCGAAAUUAAUAAAAUAAAAUAAAAUAAAAAAUAAAUAAAAACGCGUUUCAUUACUUUCAAUUCAUACAUGAGCGUCACUCACUGAUUCCUUUCAGCUUUAUGAACAAUUUAACUUUUGAGGGAAACUGAUUCACAUUUGGUGUGUGGAGACUCCAUGGCUAUAUUUAAUAAUCAUCUGUCCUUGCUGUUUUUCCGUCUGCUUGCGUCACAGCCAACAUUUUGGCUGCGGAUAACGAAUCACCGUGCGGGGAGAGCAGAAGGGGGAGGGCGGGAGGAGUGAGGAGGACAUGACUCCAUUUGUAAUGAGGGGUCUUGGAGGAAAGUCUCAGAUAAGGACUGCUGCUCCUGCCGCUGGGUUCGCAUGGGUCAUAUGGAGGGAGGAAAGCAAAUGAUGGGGAAACCCCAGCCGCCACAUCUGUAAAAAAACAGACUACGGACGGGAAGACGCGGAAUGUUCGCAACAAAUCUGGAAGGAGCAGCGCGCGCAACAACAGAAGGGGGAAAAUCACGUUGGGCUUUGUGGGACUUUGAGAACCGACGGAGAAACUGAGGAGCGUCUGGCUUUUUUAAUUAUAAAGCGAUUCAGACGCCCACCUUUUACAGAAGGAUGAGCGCGUUUUCCACAGGAAGAGGAGUGCUUUGAGUGGGACAUGGCAAACGGAGGGGAUCAGUUUUGCCUUGCAGAGCAUCCGGACCCAGACUUGGACUGCAUGGAGCCUCCAAAAGAGACUAAAGAAGAAAAUCACGGCUUCACUCUAAAAGCAGCUGCUUCACCACAGUCCAGCCAGCAGGAUGGGAUGGAGGCAAUCAAAGUUGUCCUUCAUGACAGGGAACUCUGGACCAAGUUUGACGAGGUGGGAACUGAGAUGAUCAUCACUAAAGCUGGAAGGAGAAUGUUUCCCAGCUACAAAGUCAAAGUCUCAGGACUGAACCCGAAGACCAAAUACAUUCUGCUGAUGGACAUCGUGCCUGCAGAUGAACAUCGCUACAAGUUUGCAGACAAUAAAUGGUCGAUAACGGGCAAAGCAGAGCCCGCCAUGCCUGGAAGGCUCUACGUCCACCCGGACUCUCCAGCCACGGGAGCGCACUGGAGCCGCCAGCUUGUUUCCUUCCAGAAGCUCAAACUCACCAACAACCACCUGGACCCUUUUGGACACAUAAUACUCAACUCCAUGCACAAAUACCAGCCUCGACUUCACAUCGUCAAAGCGGAUGAAAACAACGGCUUUGGCUCCAAAAACACAGCUUUCUGCACUCAUGUGUUCCCAGAGACAGCCUUCAUUGCUGUGACAUCGUAUCAAAACCACAAGAUCACUCAGCUGAAGAUAGAAAAUAAUCCUUUUGCAAAGGGUUUCAGAGGCAGCGAUGACAAUGAGCUGCAUCGCAUGGCCAAGCUUCAGGGUAAGGAUUACCCUGUCGUACCUCGCAGUACAAUCCGCCAAAAAGCUUGCUCUGCUGGGAGUCCCUUCAGGGGGGAGACUCGGGGACUGCGGGUCUCCCCCGAGGCUGUUGGGUCCCCCUACAGCUGUGAGAAUGGCAUAAAUGGUGGCAGUCCUCGGGAGCUGCUGAGCGCUCCACCGACCCACUUCAGCCACCCUCAUCCACACCUGCAGCCACAGGUCUACCACUGCAGCAAGAGGAAAGCAGAACCAAAUAGCUCUUCAAGGAACCACCAGCAUCCCUAUAAGAAUACCUUCUCUGGUGGCUCGCCAAGCGAGGAGGACUCCUACUACCACCCUUCCUCCUACCCUCCUCCUCCACCUCCUCCAGGUUUACCCAAUCUGUCUGCCCUGGGUCUCACCGACUCCCCCUACAGCUCAGACAUGGGACAGCGACAGGCCUGCAUGUUUGCCAGCUCAGAGACCAGAAUGGAUGAGUUCAGUUGUGCAUCCUGGUCUUACCCCUGCCCGCUCCCCGCUGCCAUGACUCCCAUGGAACCCUACCCACCUUACACACCUCACCCCCCCUACAGCUCCAGCCCUCAGGGCUCUCGGCUCAGCUCUUUAGCCCAAAAAAGCUCCCCGCCUCUGGGGGAGCCCAUCACCCACGAUCCCUACCAGAGCCAAGGCUCAGGAGCUCGGUCUCAGAGCUCCCAGAACAUUCCCAGCAGGCAGCUUUGCUCUCCUCUCCGAGAGUAUCCUCGCUACACUCCCAACCUGUCGCCACCUCUCUACCAAACACUAGACUCCCACACACACCUCAGGUGUGGAGUCCCAGAAUGGAGUGCAGCCUCAUAACAACCAUUCAACAAUCAGCCGUUCAUCUGCUCUCCUUAGAGAUGCUGCACUAUGUACAGACUUAUUACCUUUGUGAAAAGUGAUCAUGUACUGUUAAAAGUCUCAUCUGUCCAUUGUGUUUUUGGUUUCUCUCUGCUGGAAGGAGCAAAGAACUGAACAUAGACUUGCUUCAUCUUCUUCUAAGCAGCACAAUGAACAACAAAGUUGUAUUGAAGUGUCUUUGUGAAAAUGAAUGAUUCAAGUCCUCCAAGUUUGCACUGUAAGCUGUUUUUAAAGGCUGAAUCGAGCAGGACUGGGCUGCUCUCCUCUCAGUAUUUCUCCCUUCAUGGAUUGUGAAGGACAGAGAGCGUGAAUACUGACAGUUACAUUUAUCCUCCUAAAUCAUCUCAGCCCUCCCAACAGAACCUGAGGGCGACGUUCUUCCCUUUAGAGGAGCAAAACACAACUCCUUGCUCAGUCCCAAUGAGGGAGAAAAGGCGCCGGCUGUCUAAGUGCGCGCGUGUGUGUGUGUGUGUGUGUGUGUGUGUGUGUGUGUGUGUGUGAGUGAAUGUAAAACUUGUCAGUUCAGUUCAAGGAUGCUGUGAGUUCAUUUCCAAUGAGGCAGCCCACUGUAGCUGCAGGCACCGCACCAUGGAGAUAAACACUUUGUUUAGACCGCACUACAAGGCUGAGGGACCUGUAAACACUGUUUGCAUUGCAUUCUGGGUAAAUGCACAAUUCAGUGUCACACGGCUGUCACUGCUGUCCUCUCAGUCACCCCCUUGUCUGACCAAUCGCCUGCCUCUGCUGAAUAAGAAGCAGCCAAUGAACACGCAGAUGUCUUGUUUUUCCCUUACUGUGUGUGUGUGUGUUGCUCCAUUUUUGUUUGUGUGUGAAUUAUUCAUGAGGCCGCUGUUGAUCUCUGACAUGCAGGGAUUGCUCAGCAGAAAAUGAAAUGUAGCUGUGUCAUUGUUAAAGCUCAGACUCCUCAGGAGCAGCGAGUUCGUCCAUCAGCAUCCGAACGCGUCCGUGUUGCAUCCUCUCCGUUCCUCCAAAUGUUUUCAUUAUAUUGUAGCAAACCGUGAAGAUCUCUCGCCGGUGACAUCAUCAGCUUGUUUUAAAGUCCUGAAUCUGUUUUAACAUGCAGUAACGCAUCAUAAGGUGUUCCUAACAUGACAUUACUCCUUUUUCUGUAUUUGUUGUGUGUGUGUGUGUGUGUGUGUGUGUGUGUGUAAUAAGCUGUUUUUUAAGCAUUGUUCCUGCUAAUAGUAUUUAUUACUCUGAAAAGUUUCCUUGUUGUGGAACAAGAUGAUUUGUCUGUUUUGUCCCUCUAUCAGAUGAAUUAUUGUGAUGAACAAACUUUUUUGUUUGUAUGUUUGUUUAAUGGGUGAGUGUGUGUGUGUGUGUGUGCG